AUGAGUAAAUCAUUCUUUACUUUGAAUUUAACAGUCAUAAUCUUAUUGUAAUCAAUACAAAACUUAAAUGCUUAAAUAUGUUAAGCAUUUUCUAGGCAGCACCAGCCUAAAUUUUUUGAGAACUAUGUUAUUUCUGGUAGUUUGAAGUUGCCUAAAACUAAUAUACUUUUGAUAAACACUGUAUUCUAUUAAAACGGUGUAUAGUCUGAUAGUAUAGUAUAUUACAAUGAUAUUUCUAGUGAAAUUGAUAAUAUUGUGAAUGUGGUUAAGACUACCUACGUUAUAUUACAAUUGGAGUAUGUACAUGAAAGAAAUCAAAUUUUAAUUGUAAAUACAUAAUAGAUAAUAUAUGUAGAUCCUUAUACUCUUGAACCUAAAUAAACAAUACCAUUCAGUAAUUUAGAAAGCAUGCAUUUAAUGAAAGGAUCUAGUUAUUGUGUCUUAAAAGGUGCAACAUAUUUAUUAUAUGUUGUUGACUUUGUAGAAGGAAAAUUAAUUCUAUCUUUGAAUGUUUUACCUUUUAAUUCUGACUAUGCUAAUCAUAUUGCUUCUGCAAAGUUACUUUAGCUUUAAAAUGGUUAGAAUUUUAUAGCAGUAAUUGAUUAGUAUGGUGCUUACACUUGGUCAAUUGAUUUUAAAACUUUAGAAUUCUCAUUCAAUGGAUAUUAUUCGCUAGAUCGUUAUAAUUAUAGCUUAAUAGAUUUCCACUAGAGUUAUGAUAUUAUAUUUAUAGCAGGAGCUAAUCGUCAAAUCAGUGCUUUCUAGAUCAUUAAUUUAUAAGCGAAUUAGAUAAAAUUAAUCAAGACUGAUUAUCUACCAAAUGGUAAAUAAGGAGAUGAUAUAGUCAAUUUAAGCUUUACAAAUUCUUAAAAUAAUUAAGGCACUUUAUACAUAAGCAGCUAUGAUUUUUUUUAUAGAAUAAAUUUAAAUUUUGUCUAUAAUUAGAAUACAAAUACAUUUGAUUCUUUUAGCUUUGCUAAUAUCAAUCAACCUUUUACUGUUUAACUACCAGGAAGUCCAACUAAUGAAUGGUAUUAUUUAGAAGAAAAUCAAUAAUUUUUAAUGCCAUACUACACUGGAUUAUUUGGAUAAUCAGCUCUAUUUGUUUAUUCAUAUAGUACAGACACUUAGCUCACUCGUUUUAGUUUUACAAAAAUAUUUAGUUUCUAACUCAAUUAAGAAAUAUACUUUGUUGUUUCUACAUUAUUUGAAAUUUAAGUCACUAAAGAUUCUCCAAGUAACCUAAAAUCUAUCCUUACUUAUCCUCUUGUUUAGUCAAUCAAAGCAAGAUAAAAUACAUUUGUUUCUGUAAAAAACUGUAAUACUUGUUAUAUUGCUAUGCAUGAUGCUACAUACUUAGCAUUUUAUAAAGUAAUGGACUCAUCAUUCACUCCUUAAGUAUACGAUUUAAGUUAAAUAAAUCUUAAUACUGAUUCUAUAAGCUACAAUAUUGAUCCCUACUAAGAUAUUAAUCAAAAUAUUUGGGUUAUUGUAGGAAUACCUAAUAAAUAAAAUAAUGAAAAUUUCUUAUUUUAUGCUUUAAGUAUUACCUCUUAAUAAUAGUUUAAAUUGCUCUCUGAUAAAGUAGAGGAAAAUAAUCAAAAUACAAGUUAUGCUCUCUAUUCCUAAGAAGAUUAAGAAAUCGUUGGAAUAGCAGUUAAUGGAAGUAUUUUUGUUUGGAAUUCUAUAGACCUUACAUUCAAAUACUCAAUAGUGUCCAAUUUUUCUGGUUCAAUAAUUGGUUAAUUAUUUCAUGCUGAUGAUAAUAAAUUUCUAAUAAUGGUUUGUGGUGAUAACAAUUUAAUUAUCUAUAAUUUCUCUAAAAAAACAUUUUAACAAUUAAUGAAACUAUAGUCAAAUCCAUACUAUUUAAAUGUAUUUAAUAAAAUUAAUAUGUUUGGAGUUGGAGAUAAUAUGAGCGGAGAUGUUUAUUUAUGUAAUUUUAAUACAGUUACUUAAUAAUUUGAAUUAUUUAUACAUUUCCAGUCUCCUUCUAUAACAGAUGCUGGAAAUAAUAUUCAGUAUAUAGAAAAGACUUAGGUUUUAUUUAUUUAGUAUUACUAUAGUAAUACAUUUUUCCCUAUUGGAUAAUGUCUUUAAAAUUUGCCUAGUUGUACUUAGAAAUGCUAAAUGUAGUUUUAUUUUAAUACUUCUGAAACUGCUGAUACUAAAAGUCUAUAUGGGAUAGGUUCUUUAGAAUAGCCUUUUACAUCUUCUUUGAGUAUAAUUUCAUCUUUACUUUUAGUAAAUCUCUAGAUUAAAAUAAAUAUUUUACCAAAUAGCUCCUAAUAAAAGUGUGGGGUCUAUUUCGAUGGUAUUAUUUCAAGUGCUACUAUAGAUAACAUAAGUAUAUCUUCAACAGAUGGUACAUCUGAUUGCUUCUUUCUUUAAAUAAAUAAUUCUUUCUUGAUUAUUAAAAACAUAAACAUAAAAAAUUUAGAUUUUUCAAAUACAUCAACUUUAAUAACAAUCGUUAAUUCUUAAUAGAUUGCACUUUAAAAUAUUCUAAUAGAUAGCUGUAAUAUAAGUGAAAAAUUCAGUAUAUUAACCUAAGAAAGCGAUGUUAAUGUUAUUAUUGAUACUUUUAUAAUUUAAAAUAAUCUAUGCGAUAUAAAUUAAAUUUACUAUCCACAAUUCUCUGGUUAGCUAUUUGAAGCUGGUGAGUUCAAUGUAGCUAAUAUGACAAUAUCCAAUAAUCAGUUUUGUAAUUUAUAGAUAUUCUCAACUGUCAGCACAAUCUAACAAAAAAAUUAAACAUUUUAGUUCUAGAAUAUAACUAUGUACAAUAACUCAUUUUAUACAACACACAAUUAUCUCUUUUUUGAUGCUAUUUAUUCAAUAAAUUCUCUUCCAUAACACACUUUAAAUAUGAGUUAUUUAAAUUUUACUGACAAUUCAUACUUUCCCUCUUCUUAAGUUUAAUCAGAUAUCUACCUCGGAAUUACUUAAUUAGUUCUAACUGAAAAAAUUUUGUCAGUUUUUAUAACUGAAGUUACAGUAAAAAACCAAUAAGAAAUAGCAUUUUGUUCAUUAUCCUAAUCUUCUCUAGUCUCAAUUAGUAAUAUUUCUUGCUUAAAUGACAAAAAAUUUUUUGAUAGUUUAGUCAAUAGAGAGUAUGGUGGAUGUUUAAUUUUCAAUGAAAUAAAAAAGAUUAGCAUAACUAAUCUAUAAUCAAGCUAUAUAAAAGGAAUAAAUAAUUCUAUUUUGGCAAUAAUAAAUUAAGCUUACACAAAUUCAGUAAUAAAUUUAUCAAAAGUUGUUAUCACAAGUUCAUAUUUUGAAUAAAAUUAAACUAACUCCUAAGCUAAUCCAAUUUUAAUUACUUCCACUUAUUCUUCUAAUAUAACAAUUAGCAACUCAAUUUUUAGCUAAAAUAGAUUAAAUGCAACUCCUGAUACCUAAACUUAUUCAACUUCUUCAAUUCAGGUAAUUAAUCCAUUAGGUUCUAUAUAUUUAGAUAAUAACCAAUAUAUUAAUUCAGUAUCUAAUAGUAUCUUUAAUUUUCAAUAUAUAAUUGGUCUUAAUAUAACUAUGAUUAAUGCUAAUUGCAAGCAAUCUUCAUUUAAUAUCACAGAUAAUGUAACAACUUUAAUAUAAUAAGGAGGUUGUUUAAGGGCUAAAUCAAAAAAUUUGUAGAUUUUUUCUUCUAAUUUUAGCCAAUCCACAGCAAGCUAAGGCUCGUUUAUUUACUUAGAGAGUCUAAGUUCAGAAACAAAUAUUUAUAUAGAAAAAUCUUCAUUUGUAGAAGGUUAUGCUUAGAAUGAUGGUGGUGCAUUAUACAUAAAUUCGCAAAACUCAAAUUUAAAUUUUGUGUGUAAUUCAUCUACAUUUAGAGAUUUAAUCAAUAUUUUAGGCUAGACCAACUCAUAUUUUUUGAAUACCUAAAAUUCUAAUGUUACUCUUUUUAAUAUUCAUAAUAAUAACUUUAACUAAACUUAUCCUGAUUAUUUGAAUAAAAUAACAAAUCUAUCUGUCAUCUAAUCAGUGUCAUUUUUCUAACUUUAAAAAUCUAUGCUCUCAAUUAUUGAUUGUGGAUUUUAAAAUUUAAUAGUAAAAAAUUUACAAAAUACUUCCCCUCUUCUAAUUAAUGACUCUACGUUUUCCACAUACUUAAUUAGUGUCAAUUAAGGAUCUCUAACUAUUGAAGAUUCUUAAUUUAUAAAUAUAAAUUAGAUAUCCUCAAAACGAGUAUUACAAUCCUAGAAUCCUCUGAUAAAUUCAGGAGCACUUAUAUCAUUAUAUUAAUCUAAAUUAUAAAUAUAAUAAUAAACAAUAUUUUAGAAAAUAAUUUGCAUGCUAUGCUUUGGCUCUAUACUUUAGUUGAACUAAACACAAUUUUUUAUAUCUGACUCUAUGUUUUUAGAAUCAAAAGCCAAUAGCGGAGGUGCUAUAUCAGUUAAUGGUUUGGUUUCUAAUCUUAAUUAUAUACAAAAUACUCAAAUAAUUGGAAAUACUGCCAUAUCAGAUGGAGGAGCUAUGUUUUUAAAAGCCUAAAAUGAUGAUGUUUUUACUUUAACUUUGUCUAAUUGCUAAUUUACUGACAAUCAAUCUUUAAAUGGAAGUGGUGGGGCUUUAUUUAUUAGCUCAGAAAGUGAAUCAACAGUACAGUAAUAGAUCAAAAUUUAAAAAACAAAUCUAUCAAAUAACAAAGCAGUUAUCGGAGGAUGCAUUAAUAAUCUAGGUAUAAAUCCAGUUAUAGACUCUUAAAGCCUUAUAUUAAAUAACUAGGCCACUCUUUAUGGAGAUAAUAUCAAUUCAUAUCCUGAUCAUUUAGGUUUGAUCAUGACUACAGAUUUAAAUAAAUAUUUCAAUUAGUCAACUAAUUCUUUAAUUUUAUCAAAUUUUAAAAGUGGAGCAUAAAUUCCAGAUAUAAUCUUUUAGCUAAAAGAUUAAACAGCUUAACCAAUAUUUCCAUUAGAUGCUGAUAAAAUAAUGAUUUAAGCAUAAUUUAGCAUCAAAACAAAAAAUCUAUCAAAUUAUUACAUUAGAGGAAAUUCUACAGCAUUUGUUGAUUUAAAAUAAAAAUAAUUUGUUUUUUAAGGUAUGUAAUUAAUAGGGAUUCCAAAUUCAUAAGCAAUAAUUGAGUUCAAAUCUGAUGUUAUAAAAACUUUAAAUAAAUAAACUAAUUAAUUUGAGUCUAACUAUUCUUAUGAAUUAGAAGUUUAUUUUAGAAGUUGUAAUUAUGGUGAAAUUGAGAAUUUUUACAAUACAUAUACAGAAUGUGUUGUCUGUGAAUAAGAUAAAUACUCUCUCGAUACAUAAUAAUGUUAUUAAUGUCCUUCUGGAGCAAAAUGCAAAAAUGGAAUUAUAUAUGUAAAUUAAGGAUUCUGGAGAAAAGAUGAAAGUAGUCCUCUUGUUAUAGAAUGUGUAAAUAAGCCUUCAAACUGUAUUGGAAAUACUUAUGGUAAUUAAGCAUGCUUAGAAGGUUACAUAGGACCUCUAUGUGAAGAAUGUGAUAUUCAUGGAAGCUAUUGGGGAGAAAGCUAUUCUAAAGUUGGAUCUCAUCAAUGUGGGUAAUGUAAAGAAUUGAGUAAUUUAUUGUGGAAAGCAAUCUUAAUAGUAAUCUGGACAUUAUUUUCAAUUCGACUUGCCAUAAAAGGAGACUUAGAGGAAUAAACAAUAAAUGCUUUUGAAGUAGCUCUGAAAAGACACUUAUUAAAGAAUAAUCAAAUCACUUCCUUAAAAGAGACUAAAUAUUAAUCUAAAUUAAAUGUCAAAUAUGAUAACCAAAAAGAUAGAAAAUCUCAAAAUGGAGAAAAAGCUAGUGUUUAUAUUAAAGUAUUCAUAAACUAUUUACAAAUAAUAGGAUCAAUUAUUACUUUCAAUAUAAAAUUAACUACAGAUAUAUUUGAUACUUCAUAGUAUUUAGGAACACCUGUAAGAUAAUAAAUGAAUUCCGCUGAAUGUAUAUUAAAGGAUAUAUAAACAGAUAUACCAAUGAUAUAUCUUAAACUACUAUUUACUCUAAUGGUUCCAAUUGGCUAUUUAAUGGUGUUUGUACUUAGUUUAAUUUUAUAAAGGGUAUUUACAAAUAUACAAGUUCGUUAUUAUUCUAUUUGUACUGCUGCAAUCUUUAUAUUUAUUUUAGUUUAGCCUGAUUUAGUUUCUCAAAUGAUAGCUCUUCUAUCAUGCAGGGUAAUUGGAGAUUCUAGUUAUAUACUCUAUAAUAUAACUUAUGAAUGCAACACUAGCCAAUACUAGACCUAUAGUUCUACCUUAGUAGCUCCUUGCUUAUUAGUGUUUGCUUUUAUUAUACCUAUUGGACUUUUUUAUAUACUAUACAGAAAUAAAAAUGACUUGCAAAACAUUUAAGUAUAUAAGAAAUAUGGCUUUUUAUACAGAGAAUAUAAAAGCCAAAAAUAUUAUUGGGAAUCCGUGAAAAUUUUAGAAAAAAUGAUAAUCAUUAUAGUUCUUAAUUUCUAUUCCCAAGAUAUUAAUGUUAAAGGAGUGCUAAUUUUUAUAGUGGUUUCUCUCUAUGGGAUAGCAUCUAGUGUUUUAUAACCCUAUCGUUUGAGUGGGUACAAUACAGUUGAUUUCUAUCAAACAAACGUGUGUGCAGUUUCUGUAUUACUUUGUUUAUUCAUUAGCAAUAAUCCCUUCAGUUAUUACGUAAUGGUUUCUAUUAUACUUAUAAUCACAAUCAAUGCUUGGUUUAUUAUUUUGCUUGCUCAAAAGUUUCAAAAAUAAAAAUUAAAUCCGUAAUUGAAAGCUAAAAUAAAAAGAAUUUUUUAAGAAUUUUUAAAUCUUAGUGAAGAGCAAAAGUAUGAUCUUUUAUUAUCUGGCUUAAAGAUAUAAAUAGGUAAAAAUCAUAAAAGACUAUUUAAAGAUUAGUAGAUUAAUUAAACUAUUAAAUAAAAUAAACUAAAUGACUUAGCUACCCAAAAUCAACAAAAAUUAAACUCUGAAAGAGAUUACUUUUAUAAAGAUAAUAUAAGUAGCCCAAAUACUGUAUCUACACGCAUGAUAAACUAAUCACCUAUUUUUUUAUAAUUCGAAGAAUUAAAUUUAGUAAAGAAUUAGAAAGAUAUUUAAAAAGAUAAAGAUGAUAACACUAAUAAAUUAAUAAAACUAAAAAAAAAAUACUUAGCUAUUGAAAAUUAACACAAAUUAAACUCUGAAUACGAUUACAUUGAUAAAGAUAAUGAAAAUAACCCAAAUACUGUUUAUAGCAGCUAGAUAAACUAAUCUCCUCUUUUUAAAUAAUUUGAAGAUUUAAAUUUAGUAAGUAAAUAAAAAGAUAUUUAAAAAGAUAAAGAUGAUAACACUAAUAAAUUAAUAAAACUAAAAAAAAAAUACUUAGCUAUUGAAAAUUAACACAAAUUAAACUCUGAAUACGAUUACAUAGAUAAAGAUAAUGAAAAUAACCCAAAUACUGUAUAUAGCAGCUAGAUAAACUAAUCUCCUCUUUUUUAAUAAUUUGAAGAAUUAAAUAAAGCAAUCGAUUAGAAAGAGAGUUAAAAAGAUAAAGAGGAUAACUCUAAUGAAUAAAUAAAAUAAAAUUCUGUUAACCAGAUAAUAAGUUAAAUAUGA
Tetrahymena thermophila SB210 is the source of this 7530-nucleotide messenger RNA. RefSeq names its product transmembrane protein, putative. NCBI's taxonomy places the organism in Eukaryota, Ciliophora, Oligohymenophorea, Hymenostomatida, Tetrahymenidae. The transcript is spliced from 22 exons. The record is from RefSeq and is a predicted model, not a curated record.